AUGGCCGAGAUGAAAGACCUAACCACUAUUUCUAGCCAUCAAGAGGAUAAAGUGGACGGCUUUAACGAGCGCCAGGGACCGGAAUGCCCUGAAAUACUCCGCUCACUAAAUGAAGAAGAGAAAAAGAGGCUCGAACGCCUUCUUGUCAGGAAGCUGGACGCACGCCUCAUGGCUCCUUUGAUCCUCAUGUAUAUUAUGAACUAUCUGGACAGGUACAUCCUUAUGCAGGUUCCAUCUAAUCUGUUCCUGAACAAGAUUGGAAAGCCGUCCAUCUACCUCCCCGUGUGCAUGGUUAUUUGGGGAUCGAUCUGUGCCGCGACUGGCGCCGUGCAAAACUUUAGCGGGCUUGCUGCUACCCGCUUCUUGUUGGGUUUCGUGGAAGCUGCCUAUUUCCCUGGAUGCCUGGUAUGCCUAACUGUCUGGUAUACGUGUAAAGAACUUGCAUUUCGGACCGCUUUGCUUUACUGCGGCUCGUUGGUCUCGGGCGCGUUUUCCGGGUUAAUAGCGGCGGCUAUCACUUCCAAUCUGGACGGAGCUCUCGGGCAUGCGGCAUGGCGAUGGCUCUUUAUCAUUGAAGGGGCGAUUACUGUAGCUAUCGCGGCUGUCGUCGGUUUCAUUCUCCCAGACUUUCCAACCAACACGAAGUGGAUGACGGAACAGGAGCGCGCGCUUGCAUCUUGGCGCCAGACCACCGACAUUGGCGAGGAAGACUGGGUCUCACCCGAAUCGGAGACCCUCUUCACGGGAUUCAAGCAGUGCAUUCGCGACUACAAGACCUGGUUCUUCCUCUUCUUGAUUCUUGGAGUGGUUUCCAGCGGUACCAUCAACUCCUAUUUCCCGACAAUUGUCCAGACUCUCGGUUACGGGAGAACCAAGACACUCUUGCUAACCGCCCCGCCAUACUUGCUAUCCUGCAUCGUUGCCCUACGCGUGUCUUUGAAUGCGGACCGAACCGGCGAGCGAUACCUCCAUUUUACCAUCCCCACUUGGGUGUCGGUUGCCGGCUUCAUCAUCUCGGCUGCGACGACCAACAUUGCCGCACGCUACUUCUCUAUGAUGAUAAUGCUACCCGGUGUGUAUACUGCCUUCGUUAUUGGCCUGGCGUGGUUAGCAAACUCCAUUCCAAGACCUCCCGCCAAGAGAGCAGCCGCGCUGGCUCUUUGCCAAGCUUCCUCUAACUGCUCGAGCAUCUAUGGGCCAUUUCUGUAUCCGGAAUCAACGGCGCCCCGGUAUCUCAUUGCUAUGGGGUUUCGGGCUCAAAUGGAUGUCGAGAACAGAGUGGAGAGACUCCGCAGAAGAGCUUCCGCUAUCUGUACUGAUGCUCACGAAGCCCCUAGGGCAGCGCGCUUGGGCUAUGGGACCGUUGCGCUUGGCUUGUAG
This is a messenger RNA of Scedosporium apiospermum, 1380 nucleotides long. RefSeq lists its product as uncharacterized. Gene Ontology annotation, cellular component: membrane. The coding region runs from base 1 to 1380 and encodes 459 amino acids. The transcript is spliced from 7 exons. NCBI's taxonomy places the organism in Eukaryota, Fungi, Ascomycota, Sordariomycetes, Microascales, Microascaceae. Gene Ontology annotation, biological process: transmembrane transport. Gene Ontology annotation, molecular function: transmembrane transporter activity. The record is from RefSeq and is a predicted model, not a curated record.